AUGGUGUCAUACACAACCGCACCAGGAGACGUGGAGAUGGGUGUUGAGCCGAGGACAGUGGUCUUAGUUGAAAAGAAGUCAUCCACUGGAUGGACAUGGAAGGUGUUGGGGGCCCUCUUCAUCACAGUUCUUUGUUUAGGAGGCGUCCUGCUGUUUGCAUGGUACUGGGAUGGAAGGCAAGAAUCAAUGAUGGAAACCAGAACAGAAGCACUAAGGGGGGAGGACACUGCCGAGAAAAAAGGUCCCCACGACACACUGAGGCAAUUCAGCACCAAAGCCAAGGCAGCCAUCCACUUAGAAGGGAGUUAUGAUGAUGAAGAUGAAACGGCCACGUUGGAGUGGAAGACCGGUCAGGGCCAGGCUUUUGCUCAGGGCGGCUUCCAAUUGGUAGACAACAUGAUCGUGAUCCCGCAAACCGGCCUCUACUUCGUCUACAGCCAAGCAUCAUUCAGAGUAUCCUGCAGUGAUGGUGACGAGCAGGGAGCGGGAAGACAUCUCACUCCUCUCAGCCACAGGAUCUGGCGCUAUUCGGACUCUGUGGGUACUAAGGCCGCACUGAUGAGCGCGGUGAGGUCGGCAUGUCAGCAGGCUGCUCAGGAUGACAACGACAGAGUGGAACAUGGCUGGUACAACGCCAUAUAUCUUGGUGCUGUGUUUCAGCUGAAUGAAGGAGACAAACUCUGGGCAGAAACCAACCAGCUUUCAGAGCUUGAGACCGAUGAUGGCAAGACUUUCUUUGGUGUGUUUUCACUUUGA
Messenger RNA from Scomber japonicus (chub mackerel), 756 nucleotides. RefSeq names its product tumor necrosis factor b (TNF superfamily, member 2) (gene tnfb). The coding region runs from base 1 to 756 and encodes 251 amino acids. Gene Ontology annotation, cellular component: membrane. NCBI's taxonomy places the organism in Eukaryota, Metazoa, Chordata, Actinopteri, Scombriformes, Scombridae. Gene Ontology annotation, molecular function: tumor necrosis factor receptor binding. The record is from RefSeq and is a predicted model, not a curated record. Gene Ontology annotation, biological process: immune response. The transcript has 4 exons.